Helobdella robusta is the source of this 2027-nucleotide messenger RNA. RefSeq lists its product as hypothetical. The coding region runs from base 1 to 876 and encodes 291 amino acids. The transcript has 13 exons. The record is from RefSeq and is a predicted model, not a curated record. NCBI's taxonomy places the organism in Eukaryota, Metazoa, Annelida, Clitellata, Rhynchobdellida, Glossiphoniidae.
AUGAAGAGACUAAGAGUUCCGCCUUUGGGAGAGAAGCAAAAUCCAUUCACCACGUUUCGAGUCGGUUUAUUCUCAGGCAUCUUCAUCGUCCUCGUCGCCGUCACCAUUGUGGCCGGAAUAGUUACGGCCAAGGAACAUGAGGGAGAUUGGCAGCCAGCUUUGAAAAUGUUCAGAGUUAACGUCAUACCACUUUUCGGACCGAUUUUGGUUUUUAUACUGGGGAUUUUCGCACUGGUGUUGAAAUCCGGAAGAGGCUCUUUGGCCACCACAACUUACGUCCUCGGGAUAUUCAGUGAUGCCAUCAUGGUGCCAGCCCAGUUCACAUUUGCGAUACUCUGCGUGCUUCAGGUGUCUGGAUGUAUUUCAGUUCCACUUGGUAUUGCAAAGUUGAUCCUCGCCGGGGCCACAGCCUUCUUUGGGUUCAUGUAUUUUGGGAUAAUUGUCUACUUGCUUAUACUUCUGGAUAAGAAGAGGAAAGGUAAAAUCGCGAUUGUCCCGGCUCCUAUCCCAGCUAAACCAGCCCCAACAAUCCCCCCAAUAGUUCAACCUGUGCCUGUACCUGUGCCAGUACCUGCUCCGGUACCAAUUCCUGCCCCAGUACCACAACCCUUGCCUCCUCUUCCUUUGGUACCCCCUGCUUUCCCACCGGCUCGUCCGCCAUUUUUACCACCACCAGCCUACCCACCUGCGUUCCGUCCAGGGCCUGCCUUCAAUCCUUACUCCCCCUACGGACCACCCCCACUGCCUGCUCCACGACCAAAUCCUUUCUAUGGACCUCCGUUGGGUGGAAUUCCUCGCUACGGGCCGCCACCAGCUCCCCCAAUGUUCAGACCUCAGCCCUUUGGAAGACCCGGAUUUUAUGGCGGGAGAUACUAAGCGGUUGAUUGAUUCGAAUGGUUGCAUUUGAUUGGCUGGCUGUUUGAAUAGCUGAUUUGGUUUCAUUGGUUGAUUGAUUGGAUGGUUGGCUGGUUGGUCGAUUGGUUGAUUGAUUGAUGAAUAGAUUGAUUGAUAAAUGUAUUUUCUUAAUUGACAAUAUGACAAAAUGACAAAAUAUUUGACUACAUGAUCGACUCCGAAUCAAUUUUUUAAUCGUGAAAUUUGGCUAUUGUUAAAACAUUUCAGUGAAAGUGAUAAUAAAAUUGAUUAAAUUCAUGAUAACGAUCAUAAAAGAAGUCACUAAACUAUAACUAAUAAUAACUAAGAUAACAAAGUGAUGAUGAUGACGACGUUCGACGAUGAAGAUGAUGAAGUGUCAGUUUUUUGAUUCAAUAUAUUUUCUUACAUAGAUCACUUAACACAUUGUAGUAAUUUUAAAUCCAAUUAGCUAAUAUAUUUUUUAACCAAUUUAGAUUUUUAAUUUAACUGAAUUGGAAUUUUACUCAUCACUACUACUACUACUACUACUACUACUACCACUACUACUACUACUACUACUACUACUACUACUACUACUACUACUACUACUACUACUACUACUACUACUACUACUACUACUACUACUACUACUGUCUACUAAAUUAUUUUUAUAGAUUUGUUGGUUUUAAAUAAGUUACUAUUUCUUUCUCUCACUCCCUAUUUCUCUUUUUCUCUCUUUCUCUCUCUCUCUCUCUCUCUCUCUCUAUAUAUAUAUAUAUAUAUAUAUAUAUAUAUAUUAUAUAUAUUUAUUUCGUCGUAAUUACAGCAAUAUUAUGUUUAUUUAAUAUUUUUGUUUUGUUUUAAAUUUGUUUAAUUUACUUGGAAAAACAUGAAAAAUUCUUUUUUUCUAAUAAAUAUGUAGCAAUAGUGUAACGGGAAUGUGCCGGGCACUGGCCUUGCAAUGGCCAGAUUCGAUCGCAAGCAUAUCGCCGCCUGUCAUGUGAUGAGUUGUUUCACAUGUGUAGUUGAAAUGUACUCUCUCUCUCUCUCUCUCUCUCUCUCUCUUUCUCUGUGUGUGUGUGUGUUUGUUUGUUUGUUGACAUUGUUGUUUCUUAAAUAUUAUGACGAGAGAGUUUUGUGACGAAUAAAUGCUGUAAUAUUGAAGAGUUUAA